AUGUCGGAUCCAAAACGGCCAUCUUUUAGAGCCUUUAUCAGGCGCCCCAACCCUGGAAAAGGAAACGAAUCAAGCAGUGACUCUAUGGGCACUCCUGCAAGCACGCCACCCGUUUCUCAAGACAGAUUACCGGCUGAUUUGCCGUCUGCAUCAGCAUCGUCGAUGUCCGUACCUUCAGUGAAUGUCGCAGUUACCAAAAAUCCUCUACCAGAAAAUGUCUCGGUUGGAUGUUCAGCCUUGAUGGCUGAACAUGGCGAUACCAUAUCGACAACUGAUUAUGAAUGCAAAGAUCAGCAAGUACGGUUCCAGCAACUUUGGAAGGAGGCAAUUGAUAAUGCCAAAGCAUCGAAAGACGGUGGAAAGUUGUCAGAAGUCAUUCGAGUUCAGGAACAAGCUUCGGUAGAGGAUGCUGAAAUUACCCUGCCAGCCUUGAUAAAAAGACUGGAGACUGAAAUGAAGCGCUUUGACACACGGAAAAGGUUGGCUGAAGCGAUGGAAAGGAUUGUCCCGCAUCUCAAUCGAUUCGCUGUUGUUGGUGAUAUCGCUGUUAGCACGAAUCCCAACCCCGCUGCCCUCCCAUGGGCCGCUGUACGCUUCCUUCUUCUGAAUCUUACUGCUGGGGAAGAGAUCAGAGGCAAGGUUGUUGAAGGCAUCGCCGAAAUCACUGUUCAAGUCUUUGAAUGCAGCGUUUACCACGAGCUUUACCUAGCUUCGCCGGCUUCCACAGACCUUCCUAUCAAUACAACCCUACGUCAGACAAUUAUCGAUGCGCUGUCUCACUGUGUAAGGUUUCUUAGAUUUGCUCUCCGUCGCCAACAAGCAGCAGCAAAGGCUUUCACAGAUGUCUUUCGCCUAGAGGAUUUUACUGGAUAUUUGAAAGACCUCCUUGUUUCGAAAGACAGGCUACAUGAUGCUAGUUCACUAUGUGAAAUGCAUCAUAGCUCCCAAAGCCGAGAUCAACUCAGGUCUUUGCAUGAUUUAAUGGUCGAUAUGAGGCUAGAGUCCAGUGAAAGGGAGGAAGAAAAGGUCCAGUCGCAGCUGAGAGAUCUUCUUAUCGAUCCCAAAGAUUGCUUCGAUCAUAUUUAUCAUCAACACGACUCUUUCUGUCUUGAGGGAACGCGAGUACAGGUUCUUGAUGACAUAGAACAAUGGGCUCACAAUCCCUCAAGUCCGACCAUCUGUUGGCUUCCAGGUCUUGCUGGUACAGGCAAGAGCACAAUUUCUCGUACUAUUUCUCGAAACCUAAAAACCAAAAGCCUCGGCGCCAGCUUUUUCUUCAAGAAAGGUGCAGGCAAUCGAGGAAAUGGCCGACAUUUGUUCUCUAUACUGGCAUAUCAACUCGCCUUACACCUCCCUCCCAUCCUUCCCCAUAUCUUGGAUGCUGUGAAGGAGGAUCAUUCGCUAACCAUGGCACCUAUUCAAAUCCAGUGGCAGAAGCUCAUCCUAAACCCACUUGUCAAAUUGCAAGACGAGGGGCUUACCAAACCUAUUGUUUUCGUUCUUGAUGCGUUAGAUGAAUGUGACGAACAAGACCGCGGAGAGAUCUUUCAGCUUGAUAUUAUGGGUCACUUUGCCAAUGAACCGCUUCACAGAGAAGUCGUGCUUCAUAAACUCCAGGUUGGAACUAUAGAAAGCGACUUCCGUGUUUACCUCCGCCAGGCUAUGGAGAGUUUCGUGGUGGAAUACAAUCGCACUCAUCACCAGAAGCAUCUGCAGUUAUCUUCAGAUUGGCCGGGAGAGGAACGAUUCCAGUUACUGCUUCACAAAGCCCUACCAUUAUUCAUCGCAGCUGCGACUUUUGUGCGCAUGAUCUGUGAUAGACACUGGGCAAAGAGUCCUGAUUAUAAAAUUGACUUAAUCAUCGAUAAGUCAUCGAGAGUCAAUUCUGCGUAUGAGACUCUGUACAAGCCUGUCCUGAGCCUCAUAUUGAGCGGUGCACCUGAUGAAGACCAGGAUGAAGUUAAAAAGCGUUUUGUGGAUAUCAUUGGCUCUCUUGUCUUGCUCGCGAAUCCUCUGUCGAUAUUUCCACUAGCUAAGCUUCUGGGUGUUGAUACAUGGUCUAUAUCCAGCCAGGUCGACCCACUGCGUUCUGUGAUCGAUGUUCCUGAAGACGAUAGCCCUCUCCAGCUACAUCAUCUUUCGUUCCGAGACUACAUCCUUAGUCAAUCUGCUGGGAAUCUACAGGUGAGCGAAACGGAGACACAGGCCAGACUCGCAAGUAGAUGUCUGGGCCUUAUGCGAGGAACAUUGAAGGUUGAUAUCUGUGGACUUUUGUCACCUGGGAAGAGUCACUCAGACAUUGAACCAUCUACUGUCGAUGAGCAUUUGUCCGUAGAGAUCCAGUAUGCAUGUUUGUAUUGGGUUCACCAUUUAAAAUCAACCGGUAGGCGUAUUCAUGACGACGAUGAUGCGUAUAGCUUCCUUCAAAGUUUCUUUACGAACUGGCUUGAGGUUCUAUGUCUCCUCAGAAGGGUUGACGACUCUCUCCGGAUGCUCCAAGAGUUGCAGAGUGUGGUUGAUGAGGCUUCUGGACCACAAGUACUGCAAUACAUCCAAGAUGCAAUACAGUUCAUUCGCUAUUUCCGCGCCGGCAUAGAAGAAACUCCUCUCCAGAUAUACCACUCCGAAACCAUCUUCAGCCCAAGAGCAAGUAUUGCUCCCACUCCACUCGAAGACCGUCACUACCCGGACUAUAUCAUGCAGCCCUCCAACAUAGAUCCCAACUGGCCGCAAAGCCAAACUCUCCAGGUUCUUGAUGAAAGACUCUCACAGAUGGCCUUUCUGCCCGAUAACAAGCUAGCCUCAAUUAGGCACUUGGGAGAACUUAGAAUUUGGGACCAGAGGUCAUGUUCUCGUCUGCACAGCCUAAGCCACGGGUUUAAGCGGGGCGUUAUAACGAUUCUGGCGUGGUACAACAGCAGAAUAAUAGCAGUCGGAUGGCCUGACAUGAUCAAGAUUUGGAAUCUUGACAGUGGUGCAUGCGUUAGGAGUUUCCCCCUAACGCGUUGUUCUGGUACUGAAACUAUCGCAUUCUCUGAUGAUCGCAAGUUUAUUUGCUCGAUCUGCACGCGUGAUCUUGAAUGUAUAGCGUUUAUCCAUAGUCUCGACACAGGGAAAUGUGUUUCUGAAUUUGAGAUACCAGACAAACCCAGUCCUAUACUCUUGUCACCGAAAGGUCAGUGGAUAGCAGCUAUUGCACAGAAAUCUAUGCUUCUUUCAGAGUGGAGUCAUUCCACAAAGCUGUCCUGGACUGUCCUCGGACCUCAACAGGAGCAUGAUGUAGUAAGCUUCUCAAGCGACGGCACAUUGGUCGCUUCACUAUUAUCGACAUCGAAAAUGGUCAAGGUAUGGAGCACAGAGUCAUACGAAUGUCUUCACAUGCUGAAUUUUGAGACACCGAUCGUCCAUGACCAACUGGCUCUCAAUCAAGACUGGUUGGUAAUCAGUCUUGAUAACUAUCGGACUCUCGUCCUUGACAUGAAGACAGGGGCCGUUUCCAAGACCGUGUGCAGUUACUUCAAGGCUGGACCUGUUAUUUCAGACGACGGGACCUUACUCGCGGGCCAGUCGCUGGAAGGAGCCGUCAGGGUAUGGGAUCUUACAUCAAGAACUUUGACGGACAGCACAGCCACCGAACAACCCAUGGGGGUAGAAUUGGUGACCCCUUGUAAGGAUGAUAACACCAUACUCUCUCUUAGCUGGGGAAAAGUCAAGAUCUGGGGUAUGGAGAGUGCAAUCUGCAAAGAAGAACUAGAACCAGAAGUCCACUUGGAGACCCAGACAUUCAUAGCAGCUGCGAGUGGUGCACCGGUAUUUGCCAUAUUGAAAGACACAGCGGUUGAGAUUUGGGACACCAACCCUCUACGUCAUGUCAACACCUUCGAACGGACGUUCAGUUGUCUUGGAGAGCGUUAUUACUGCCUGGCCAUUUCUGCCAACGGUGAACGACUGGCUGUUGGGUCGUCAGAGCCAGGUACAGUUGAGAUCUGGGAUGUGAAAAAUGCAGUUCUUCGGCAAACACUUGAAGUUCCGUUGGCAAACUUUCCUUGUAUCGCUUUUUCACCGGACGCUGCCAAAAUUGCCUACACUCUCUGGGAAACCAUCGAGGUUCGCUGUCUCCCUGGACUCGAAACACUGACUGUUGAAUCUGAGAUUUAUCGCGGAGUGUCAUUCUUACGCACUCUGACUUUUCGUGGUGGACGACUUAUAGGAGUAUAUAUGAACACCCAUGUGCAGGUCUGGGAUGCAUCUACAGGGGAAAGUAUAUUUCUUUUGCAGCCAUCUCCGGAGCUCCCGCUAUCCAACUUGGCGACCAGUUUUCUCAACACUGAUGCGAUUGUUCAAGGUGGUCGGGCUGGCGACGACGUACUGGGAACAUAUUACAUUCAUCAGGACCCUGCUUGGGUUAUGAGGAAAGGUGAGAGGAUCCUCUGGCUGCCACCAGAUUACAGACCCGGGUCCGUAUACAUGUCAGGAACGGCGAUGGUCCUGGGAACUUUUUCUGGGCAUGUAUUAUUCCUGUACCUGAAGGAAUAG
Molecule: messenger RNA, 4536 nt
Organism: Fusarium odoratissimum NRRL 54006
Lineage: Eukaryota; Fungi; Ascomycota; Sordariomycetes; Hypocreales; Nectriaceae
Exons: 6
Coding region: 1-4536 (1511 amino acids)
Biological process (GO): ribosomal large subunit assembly
Cellular component (GO): nucleolus
Molecular function (GO): protein binding
Source: RefSeq, a predicted model, not a curated record